CCGAGAGCCCUGCCUCUUUUCUCAUUGGACUGCGCGGCCAAGCCAAGCUGUCAGCCCAUGUGGCGUGGCCAGGCAGAAUGUGAGACAUUUAAAUUCAUCAGAGUAAAAAGACUCAGAAGCACGAAGGCCAACGUCAACCUCUUUAGACAGACAGGGAAGCGACAGAGACACAGUUACAGUAAGAGGAACAGCACCGGGGGAGCCGUAUAGGGUAGCUAACGGAAACAACCGAUAGUAUACAUGCCAAACAGGCGCUAACUCUUCACCAAGUGGUUCGAAUUUGUGAUAUUUUGGUGACAUCAAACCGGUCCGGGCAGCACAGCAAUUCAGCAUGGAUGAGAUAGUCAUAGCAGGGAUAUCGGGCCGUUUGCCCGAGUCUAACAACCUGGAGGAAUUCUGGGAAAACCUCCUCAACGGUGUGGACAUGGUGACAGAGGACAACCGGCGGUGGACACCAGGUCUGUACGGUCUUCCAAAGAGGAAUGGUAAACUGAAGGAUAUCAGCCACUUCGAUGCAGCCUUCUUCGGAGUCCACCCCAAACAGGCCAACACCAUGGACCCCCAGCUCCGGCUCAUGCUGGAGAUUGCCUACGAGGCCAUCGUAGACGGAGGACUGAACCCGACCACACUGCGCGGCAGUAAGACAGGCGUCUACAUCGGAGUGAGCGGCUCAGAGGCUGGCGAGGCCUUCAGCAGAGAUCCAGAGGAGCUACUGGGCUACAGCAUGACUGGCUGCCAGCGCGCCAUGUUGGCCAACAGACUCUCCUACUUCUUUGACUUCAGUGGCCCCAGCACCGCCAUAGACACAGCCUGCUCCUCCAGCCUGCUGGCUUUAGAAAACGCCUUCCACGCCAUACGCCAAGGCCAAUGUGACGCCGCUCUGGUGGGGGGAGUCAACCUGCUACUCAAGCCAAACACCUCGGUGCAGUUCAUGAAACUGGGCAUGCUCAGUCCUGAGGGGACCUGCAAGUCCUUUGACUCAUCAGGAAAUGGAUACUGCCGUUCUGAGGCAGCGGUGGCAGUACUGCUGACCAAGCGGUCGGCGGCUAAAAGGGUCUACGCCACGGUGCUUAAUGCUGGCAACAACACAGAUGGAUACAAAGAGCAGGGUGUAACGUUCCCUUCAGGUGAGAUGCAGCAGAGGCUGGUUCGUUCUCUCUACCAGGAAGCCAAUGUAACUCCUGAGCAGGUGGAGUACGUCGAAGCCCACGGCACCGGAACAAAGGUCGGCGACCCACAGGAAGUAAAUGGCAUUGUCGGUGUGUUCUGUCAAUCAAAGCGAGAGCCUCUGCUCAUUGGCUCCACUAAGUCCAACAUGGGCCAUCCAGAACCGGCCUCUGGUCUGGCUGCUCUGGCAAAGGUGUUGCUUUCUUUGGAGCGAGGAGUCUGGGCUCCAAACCUGCACUUCAAAAGUCCUAACCCCGACAUUCCUGCCCUUACCGACGGCCGGGUUCAAGUUGUCGACCGGCCCAUUCCCAUUCGAGGCGGCAUUGUAGGCAUCAACUCCUUUGGAUUUGGAGGUUCGAAUGUUCACGUGAUCCUCCGCCCAGCAGAGAGACCGGCCGAUGUGGCCGCACCCUCCAGGACUGUUCCGAGGCUGCUUCAGGCCUGUGGCCGCACAGAGGCUGCGGUGAACGCUAUGCUCCAAAAGGGGAAGGAGCACGCUGCAGAUGAGAGCUUCCUGUCUUUGCUGAACGAGGUGUCGGGUGUUCCUACUGCCAGCAUGCCCUACCGAGGCUACACUCUGAUUGGCUCACAGAGUGACGCCACAGAGGUGCAGCAGCUGCAGGCCACCGGCAGGCCGCUCUGGUACAUCUGUUCAGGUAUGGGAACACAGUGGGCAGGUAUGGGCCGCAGCCUCAUGCAGCUGCCAGAUUUCAGGGAGUCCAUCCUGCGGUCGGAUGAAGCCCUGAAGGACACCGGCCUGGUGGUGUCUCGCCUGCUCAUGGAGGCAGAUGAAGCUACUUUUGAAGACACUGCUCACGCCUUUGUCGCCCUCGCUGCCAUACAGAUAGCUGAGAUUGACCUGCUCACUAAGAUGGGUCUGCAGCCUGACGGCAUUGUGGGACACUCGGUGGGAGAGCUGGCCUGCGGCUAUGCUGACGGCUCCCUCAGCCACAGUGAGGCCAUCCUCGCCGCCUACUGGAGAGGCCGCUGCAUCAAGGAGGCCAAUCUUCCUCCAGGAGGCAUGGCUGCAGUCGGGUUGACCUGGCAGGAGUGUCUGGCUCAGUGUCCUCAGGGAGUGGUCCCAGCCUGCCACAACGCCGAGGACACCGUCACCAUCUCUGGUCCUCAGGAAGCAAUCAGUAAAUUUGUGUCUGAGCUGAAGGAGCAGGGAGUGUUUGCAAAGGAGGUGCGCAGCGCUGGUGUCGCUUUCCACUCCUACUACAUGGCCUCCAUCGCUCCAACCCUGCUGGCUGCUCUGAAGAAGGUGAUCAAAGAGCCACGGCAGCGCUCCUCCCGCUGGAUCAGCACCAGCAUCCCACAGUCUGAGUGGGACUCUCCUCUGGCUCUGUAUAGCUCGGCUGACUACCAUGUCAACAACCUGGUGAGCCCGGUGCUGUUCCAGGAGGGCCUCAGUCUGGUGCCUGAAAACGCUGUGGUGGUGGAGAUAGCGCCUCACGCUCUGCUGCAGGCCAUCCUGAAGCGUAGCCUGAAGCACACGUGUUCCAUCCUCCCCUUGAUGAAGAGAGGCCACACCAACAACCUCGAGUUCUUCCUUUCAAACAUUGGCAAAAUUUACAUGAACGGCAUCAACGUGGAUGCUAACAACAUCUGCCCAGCGGUGAAGUACCCUGUGCCAGUUGGUACCCCUCUGAUCUCCCCCUUGGUGCAGUGGGACCAUGCCCAGACCUGGGAUGUCCCCAAGGUAGAGGACUUUUCCUCUGGCUCAGGAGGAUCCAAUUCUGCCACCGUCUAUAACAUUGACAUUAACCCAGAGUCUGCAGACUACUACAUGAUUGGACACUGCAUUGAUGGGCGUGUCCUCUACCCAGCGACGGGUUACCUGGUGCUGGCCUGGCGCACCUUGGUGAGAAAUCUGGGGGUUGUCAUGGACACCACCCCUGUAACCUUUGAAGAUGUCACCAUCCACAGGGCCACCAUCCUGCCAAAGACCGGCUCUGUCCAGUUGGAGGUGCGUCUCAUGCCGGCCACCAACAAGUUUGAGGUUUCAGAGAAUGGAAACCUGGCUGUCAGCGGUAAGGUGAGCAUUCUGGAGGAUGCAGCGCUCGAUUCAUUCCAUAGUCAGAUAAGUCAACAAGCUGCCAACGACAGUGGUGACCCCAAAAUGAAGCUCACGGCCCAUGAUGUCUACAAAGAGCUGCGGUUGCGUGGCUAUGACUAUGGAAAGACCUUCCAAGGGAUCUUAGAGUCCAACAAUGCAGGAGACUGUGGGAAAUUGCAGUGGACAGGAAACUGGGUGACCUUUCUCGACACCAUGCUGCAGAUGAUUGUGGUCGGGCUGUCGGGUCGUAGUCUGCGUUUGCCAACCAGGAUCCGCUCAAUGUGUGUUGAUCCAGCUAUCCACCUGGAGAAGGUCUGCGAGUACGCUGACGGAAAGCAAGCUGUGGAUGUCAACGUAAACCGUUGCCUUGACAACAUUGUUGCUGGCGGAGUCCAGAUCUGCGGCCUGCACGCCACCGUGGCCCCCCGUCGACAGCAGCAGCAGAGUGCUCCCACCCUGGAGGAGUUUGUGUUUGUUCCCUAUGUGGAGACUGAGUGUCUGACAGCUAAUGGGAAACUCGCAGAGCAGUUGAGGCUCUGCAAAGGUUUAAUCACCAGACUGCAGCAGAAGUUGGCCCCUCACGGCGUCAAGCUCUCCAUCCCUGGGCUACAGGGGGAGUUGGACGGCCCUCUUCCCAGCCCAGAGCCCUCUGAACCUGGUCUGGUGCGACUGCUGGCCCUGCUCUGCGGCCUGGAGCUGAACGGGAACCUUCGGUCCGAGCUGCAGCAGACUGUGGAGAAGGAGAGGGCGUGUCUGCUGCAAGACGGCCUGCUGCAGGGUCUGCUGGACCACCCGGCCCUCAGACACUGCCUGGACACCACCUUAGAAAACAGCAUGCCAGGCAAGAUCAAAGUCGUGGAGGCUCUCUCCAAUGACGGCCAGCUCUUCUCUCGCGUGGUAGCCCUCCUCAACAUCCAGCCCAUGCUGCGCGUGGAUUACACCGCCACGGCGCCCGACCUGAGUCUCCUGACUCCACAUCAAUCUGCCCUGGAGGAGCUGGCGGUCACAUCAGCUCAGUGGGACCCCCUGACUGGCCCGGCUCCCGGAGGGGCAGUAGGAGGGGCAGAUCUGGUGUUGUGUAACCACGCAUGGGGCCCUCUGAGGACAGACCCUGAACUGCUGGUGGCAAAUCUGGCUUCUGGAGCCAAACAAGGGGGUUUUGUUCUCCUCCACACUCUGCUUAAGGGAGAGACUCUGGGGGAAACUGUUGCCUUCCUCUCCAGCACCACUCAGAGCAGCAGCCAGCAAGGACUGCUCACACAGGCUGAGUGGGAAAAGGUGUUCUCCUCAGCCUCCCUCAGCCUCGUGGCUGUCAGGAAGUCUUUUUACGGCUCGGCCCUCUUUCUGUGUCGCUGUCAUUCUCCGGGCACACAGCCUGUUUUCCUGCCUGUGGACAGCACCGACUACAAGUGGGUGGAGACACUCAAGGAGACGAUUGCUGAAUCAUCAGACUGUCCAGUGUGGUUGACUGCCUCUCAGGCCCACUGUGGCAUUGUGGGAAUGGUCAACUGUCUACGGCAGGAGCCAGGUGGCAACCGAAUACGCUGUGCGUUUGUGUCCAAUCUAAACGGGUCUUCAGCUGCACCGACCCUCCAGCCGACCCACAAGUCCAUGCAGUCAGUGCUGGAGGGGGAUCUGGUUAUGAAUGUGUUCAGAGACGGACACUGGGGCGUCUUCAGGCACCAGCUCAUCACUCACGAUCUAAAUGAAGAGCUGACAGAGCAGGCUUACGUCAAUGUGUUGACUCGAGGUGAUCUGUCUUCUCUGCGCUGGAUCGCCUCCCCACUGCGCCACUUUGUGUCCAGCAAUCCCAACGUGCAGCUAUGUCGUGUCUACUACAGCUCGCUCAACUUCAGAGAUAUCAUGCUGGCCACUGGCAAACUGCCACCAGACGCUAUUCCAGGUGACCUAGCUCUGCAGCAGUGCAUGUUGGGUAUGGAGUUUUCUGGUCGUGACCCAAACGGUCGGCGUGUGAUGGGGCUGCUGCCCGCUAAAGGCCUGGCAACAAGUGUGGACGCUGACAAACGGUUCCUCUGGGAUGUUCCCUCCAGCUGGACUCUGGAGCAGGCAGCCUCUGUGCCCGUGGUCUAUGCCACAGCCUACUACUCUCUGGUGGUGCGCGGCAGGCUCCGCCCCGGAGAGUCUGUUCUCAUCCACUCUGGGUCAGGGGGGGUCGGCCAGGCUGCCAUCGCCAUAGCACUCAGCAGGAAAUGCAAAGUCUUCACUACAGUCGGCUCUAAGGAGAAGCAGGCCUACCUGCAGGAGAGGUUCCCUCAGCUCUUAGCGGAGUCCUUCGCCAACUCCAGAAACACCUCCUUUGAACAGCACGUCCUGCUCCACACACAGGGCAAAGGUGUGGAUGUGGUGCUGAACUCUCUGGCAGAGGAGAAGCUUCAGGCUAGUAUCCGCUGCCUGGCCAGACACGGGCGGUUCCUGGAGAUUGGCAAAUACGACCUUUCCAACAACUCCCCACUGGGCAUGGCUCUGUUCCUGAAGAACGUAGCCUUCCAUGGCAUCCUGCUAGAUGCUCUCUUUGAAGAGGGCAACCGGGAGUGGGAGGAAGUGUCCGAGCUGCUGAAGGAAGGCAUUGUGGGAGGUGUAGUUCAACCUCUGAAGACCACAGUAUUUGAGAGGGACCAAGUGGAGGAAGCUUUCAGAUACAUGGCUCAGGGCAAGCACAUUGGCAAGGUCCUCCUGCAGGUCCGUCAGGAGGAGAAGGGUGCAGCAGUCCAAACUGCUCCCCCUUUGUCUUUUCCAGCUAUCUGUCGCACCUUCUGCCACCCUUCCCGCUCCUACAUCAUCACAGGAGGACUGGGGGGCUUUGGUCUAGAGCUUGCUCAGUGGUUGACAGAAAGAGGAGCCAAAAAACUGGUCCUGACUUCCAGAUCAGGCAUCAGGAACGGUUACCAGGCAAAGCGAGUGCGUGAAUGGCAGAGUCAAGAUGUGGAAGUGCUGGUGUCCACCAAUGAUGUCAGCACACUGGAGGGAACAGAGCAGCUCGUCGCUGAGGCCCGCGCAAUGGGCCCAGUGGGCGGUGUCUUCCACCUGGCCAUGGUGUUGAAAGAUGGCAUGUUGGAGAAUCUGACUCCUCAGCUCUUCCUUGAUGUUAACAAACCUAAAUAUGACGGCACCAUACACCUGGACAAAGUGACAAGAAAGUCGUGUCCGGACCUCAACUACUUCGUGGCCUUCUCCUCAGUCAGCUGCGGCCGUGGAAAUGCCGGCCAGAGCAACUACGGUUACGCCAACUCAGCCAUGGAGCGUGUAUGUGAAAAACGCCGCUACGACGGCGUACCUGGACUGGCGGUCCAGUGGGGUGCCAUCGGCGACGUAGGCGUGGUGCUGGAGACCAUGGGUGGCAACGACGCAGUGAUUGGCGGCACCCUCCCGCAGCGCAUUGCAUCCUGCUUGGAGGUGCUGGACCUCUUCCUGUGCCAGCAGAGGCCAGUGAUGUCCAGCUUUGUGCUGGCAGAGAGGACAGUAGUAAAGAGUGAGGCAGGAAGCCAGAAGAGCCUGGAGGACGCCGUAGCUCACAUUCUGGGUGUCCGGGAUGUGAACAGCCUAAACGCCGAUGCGUCAUUGGCUGACCUGGGCCUGGAUUCCUUGAUGGGCGUGGAGGUCCGCCAGACUCUGGAGCGUGACUACGAUAUUGUCAUGGCCAUGAGGGAAAUCCGCCAGCUCACCAUCAACAAGCUGCGAGAGCUGGCCAACAGCAAGCCAGGUGGACAGAAUGAAGCCCAGCAGGCGACAGCUAAGAGGGACGCCGUUCGCUCUUUGUUGGAGUCUGAUCUGACCCAGCUAUUAGUCAACCCUGACGGCCCCACGGUAACGCCGCUCAACAAGAUCCAGAGCCAGGAGAGGCCACUGUUCCUCGUCCAUCCAAUCGAGGGCUCCACAGCUGCCUUUAAGACGCUCGCUUUCAAGCUCAGCGUGCCUUGCUACGGCCUGCAGUGCACCAAAGCUGCUCCUCUGGACAGCAUCCAGUCCCUGGCAGCCUACUAUGUGAACUGCAUCAGACAGGUUCAGCCAGAUGGCCCAUAUCGGAUUGCUGGCUACUCCUUUGGGGCCUGCGUGGCAUUUGAAAUGGUCUCUCAGCUUCAGGCCCAGAAUCGGCCCGUGGAAUACCUCUUCCUAUUUGACGGAUCACACUCCUAUGUGGCAGCGUACACAAAGAGCUACAGGGCCAAGUUGACACCAGGCAAAGAGUCAGAGGCUGAAACUGAAGCCCUGAGUGCCUUCAUCCAGCAGUUCACUGGCAUUGAGUACAAGAAGCUUCUGGAGACUCUUCUCCCGCUGGUGGACCUGGAGGCCCGCGUCAACACUGCGGUGGACCUGAUCACCUCUGCCCACAAGGACAUCAGCCGAGACUCGCUUCACUUUGCUGCCACCACCUUCUACCACAAGCUGAAGGCUGCUGACAGCUACGUUCCUGCAGCAAAAUACCGCGGCAAUGUGACACUACUGCGUGCAAAAACCAGCAGCGAGUACGAACAAAACCUGGGAGCUGACUACAAGCUCGGCGAGGUAUGUGAUGGCAAGGUGUCGAUCCACAUUAUCGAGGGAGACCAUCGCACAUUCCUGGAAGGAGAGGGGGCGGAGUCCAUAAGCAGCAUCAUCCACAGCUCCCUGGCCGAGCCACGCGUUACGGCGAGGGAGGGCUAGACCCGACCACACCCUCACACCCUCCACCUUCUCACUAAUUCCACAACAUUCCCAAAACAGCUCUCCUCCUUCGAUUAGGUCAGGAUGUAUAGGUUUAAUGGUUAUGUUUACAUUCUGUGCCAUUUACCCCCCAAUAACCCAAACGCACCUUAUUCCUCAUUAUUGCACCUUCUCAAUGCUCAUGGGUCAAUUCAAUCAAUGGACGCUCCCUUCAACCUAUCAGAGCUCUUAGCUGGUCUCUUCCUAUUUGGGAAAUAAAAUGUGCUGUCAGUUUGUACAGUGUAAGUUAUGUUUCAUUAUGUUGCAAUGUUUCAUUCAACCUGUUUCUUUUCUUUUUGGAUUAUAGAAGGGAUACCAAUCAGGACUGAUUAAUUAUCAGUAAUUUAUCAAAUACAACAUCUACAUUUGUCUUUAAUAAAGGAUUUUUUUUACUUUUUCCAUGGGCAAUUUUCAUAACGCAAUCCAAGAAAAUUAGCUAUUAGAUAAACAAGUAAAACAUUUAUUAUGAAUUACAUAACACAAACUAAUUCAUCACUUAAGAUUGCUGCUAGUGCAUGCUCCCUGCUCACAGGCGUCAAUGGAGGAUACAGAUUAAACUAACUUUAAGACCAAGCCUGAUCCUUCUCUGUCGUGUCUGUUGGCCAACUGCAAAUGUCUGUCAGCAAGCAGAAACAUAAAAUAGACUACCCUCAUGUCCCUACAUGGUCUGUCCCCUGCAGCUAGUCCAGCUGCUAAACCACCAGUGUACAAAUCCUGUUGAGCCCAGGAUAGCUCUGAUAUUCCCUUUGAGAGUAAAUUGGUUUCACAUACAGAGAAGGUGUGUCUGUUUUGCCUUCUGCUUCAGAGAUCACUUGAGGCAUGUGUAAAGCGCUUAUCCACAGGGAGCACCAUUAGUAUCAUAGCUGCAGUCACGCUCUCUGUUGGGACUAGGUUAAUAGGUAAUUCGCCCAAGUUACUUUGUUCUUCAGUCCCUGUGGACCACACAGUCUAUAUCCAGACACAAGCUGUAGGAUAUAGGUUUAAUACCACACACCACCAACUUGUUACUCCGUCUCAACAGACGGCAGAUAAGUGAAAGAAAUACCCAAUUCAGGAAUGUGCACUUAGCCAGUGCAGUUGGUUGCUGGACAACAUUGCAUUUGGUUGUGCCAAAAGAACCCUGAGACUCUACUUUUACCAGACGACCUAUUUUGUCAUCAGCUGAAAUAAAUGAUCACUGAUGUUGGUCUGAAAACCGUCUCACCUGCACAGAAAAUGUACAAGGGUCACCUCGUACUAUUUCAAUUAGUUAAAUUAUUAACUGUACUUAAUUACACGUCUAGAUUGUAGUAUAAUAUCUUAUACACCAUGUCCCACCUGUACUUCUCAUAUCAAAACAACUGGAAUGGAAUGCAGCCCAGUGCAGUAUAUAUGGAAGGCUAGCUCUCUGGCUGAGCAAAGUAAAAGUCAGCUGCCUCAUAGCUUUAGUCACAUUUAUGGUACUCAGCCUGUCUGGCUGCCAAAGGCUGCUUCGUAGUUGUACACUAAUGCAUGUUUACGUUCGAAGGAGGAGUCAUGUAUUCUACUUUAAAUGCUUUCACUGUACAUGUACAUGUCCUUUACCCAGUGAAACCCCAGAGCGCUCUCUCUCUCUCUCUCUCUCUCUCUCUGUAUCUGUAUCUGCACACAGACCUGUUAGACUGUAAAAUUACUCCUGACCUAAUGCACCAAUUAUUUCUGCUAAUAUGACCAUUUUGAGGCUGUUUUUUUUUUCAGUUUUGUCUUUUUUUAUUUGUUUAUUUUGUCAAAAGGAUAUUUGUUUACUUGUGUGUCAGAUUUUUUUUGUUGUUUUCAUCAUUCGUUUGCCUUGAAGCAAAGCAGCAGCUGCUUGUACUGUUAUUGUUGUCAACUGAGCCAAACCAAACCAAAACCCACUCAAAUAAUGAAAAGCCUCUAGAAACAUCAUGUGCUGCAAACACAGUAUGUCAGAAGAAAGUGUUUUCACAGUGUGAAUGACCUCUAUAGACUGUACUGAUGGUUAAAUUGGCUGUUUGACAGGAUACAGGGAAAGGACAAUUUCUAAUUCAAUGUAAUUCUUAGGGUAAAGAAUUAUCAAUACUCGUGAAAAUGACCCCUGAUACUAAAAUGUCUAAAAUGAUGUUAACACAGAGCAACUUGUAUUUCUGUAAUGUAGUGCAGCUUCAGUUAUUAGGGCUGUGUAUUGACAAGAAUCUGCAGAUACAAUACGUAUCACGAUAAAGGGGUUACGAUUUAAUAUACUGCGAUAUAUUGCAGUUUUUAAAAAUCAAACCACCAUAUGCAUAAAAUGUGAGUAAAAAACGUUGGUAUGCAACCAGAACAGUGGGUUCUGAAUUUGAAUUUAUCCCAGUCCCUGUAACAUCCAACAUCAUAGCCCACAGUUUACGUGUUUUUGAGAAUCAAUACAAUAUCGCAAAACAAAAUAUCGCUAUACUCAAGUGUAUCUUUGGUUGGUGGGUUAUAUUUGUUGCUCUGCUCCAUAACAAAUGAUCUGUGUGAACACAAGGUGAAAGCUAGUGACAGUCACAGUAUUUUGAUAGACCCAGAGUGAUUAUAAUUAAUACAUUUGGUACAUAAAUGUCUCACUUUUAGCUUUUAGGUUUGUGUAUGACUACUAAGGCGCCUGUUGUAUGUGGACUUAACAGAUCUGAACAGCAGGCCCCUGAGCAGUAGGGGGAUCCCCUCUGUCCUAGGAUCUUUGAUGAAAGGUUGUAUCCUCCCUGUCUCUGACUCCCACUUGGUUUCAUGACCCCCAGAAAGCAGUCCAGGCCCACUGUACAACAGCCAGCCUGACUUCUGAGACCUCAAAUGUGGUCUAUGAAGGGUCAGGUGACUGGAGGCGAAUAUGGUGAUUGAUUGCAGUGAAAAGGAGAAGGAAGUGACAGUAUAUUAUGCUCCUCUCUUGUAUUGUAAUAUUUCUAGUAUGUGUUUCAACUAAUAAAGGCCUCUAGCUAAUCA
This is a messenger RNA of Dicentrarchus labrax (European seabass), 10864 nucleotides long. RefSeq names its product fatty acid synthase (gene fasn). Gene Ontology annotation, molecular function: phosphopantetheine binding; oxidoreductase activity; 3-oxoacyl-[acyl-carrier-protein] synthase activity. The record is from RefSeq and is a predicted model, not a curated record. Gene Ontology annotation, cellular component: cytoplasm. The coding region runs from base 332 to 7888 and encodes 2518 amino acids. Gene Ontology annotation, biological process: fatty acid biosynthetic process. NCBI's taxonomy places the organism in Eukaryota, Metazoa, Chordata, Actinopteri, Moronidae. The transcript is spliced from 42 exons.